This is a messenger RNA of Cotesia glomerata, 3728 nucleotides long. RefSeq names its product nuclear hormone receptor E75 (gene E75). The record is from RefSeq and is a predicted model, not a curated record. The coding region runs from base 270 to 2930 and encodes 886 amino acids. Gene Ontology annotation, biological process: hormone-mediated signaling pathway; cell differentiation; negative regulation of transcription by RNA polymerase II. NCBI's taxonomy places the organism in Eukaryota, Metazoa, Arthropoda, Insecta, Hymenoptera, Braconidae. Gene Ontology annotation, molecular function: nuclear receptor activity; RNA polymerase II cis-regulatory region sequence-specific DNA binding; zinc ion binding. The transcript is spliced from 5 exons.
UAAAAAUAAAUUGAAGACUUAAAAAAUAAGUUGAGGUAAGGACGAAAAAUCAUAAAAGGGUUUGUAGGAAUUAGGAUUGUUAGAGGGUGUAAAAUAAACGGAGUGACAAUUAAUUGAACCCGCGACUUUGCGGGUAAAUAACAUACAAAGUGGCUCACACGAGAGAUACAAGCGAGUUGCAGGCGGAAGUGAGGAGUACUAUAAGGGUACUCAAUGGAUGGUGUCCACGAGGAAAUGGUGGACAAUCUGCUCGAGAUGAGACGGUUUUAAUGUCGCCCUCGAGCCCCAAUCGCGGAUCCAACCAGAUCCACGGUACGCAAUUAGGACACAGAAGUGUUAGUGGUACUACUAUUAAUCCGCCAACAAGUGUUGUAGUAAGCUCGACCUCCAGCAGCAUGCGGCCUCCACCCCCUCCCCCACCUCCAAGGGCAAGGCCCUCCGCUGAGGGCAAAGGUCAUCAUGAGGAACCCACCAGCUCCAUUCCUGAUCUUGAAUUUGAUGGGACGACUGUUUUAUGUCGAGUUUGCGGAGAUAAAGCUUCUGGGUUUCAUUAUGGUGUACAUUCUUGUGAAGGAUGCAAGGGGUUCUUUCGGAGGAGUAUUCAACAGAAAAUACAAUAUCGUCCUUGCACCAAAAAUCAACAGUGCAGCAUUUUGAGAAUCAACAGGAAUCGCUGUCAAUACUGCAGACUUAAGAAGUGCAUUGCUGUAGGCAUGAGUCGAGAUGCGGUUCGAUUCGGCCGUGUGCCAAAACGUGAAAAAGCCCGAAUUCUGGCAGCGAUGCAGCAGAGUUCCCAUAGUCGUUCUCAAGAGAAAGCAGUUGCUGCCGAACUGGAGGAUGAACAGCGUCUUCUAGCGACAGUAGUGCGUGCUCACCUUGACACAUGUGAUUUUACCCGCGAUAAGGUCGCUCCGGUACUCACAAGGGCACGAGAAACACCCAAUUAUACAGCCUGCCCACCAACCUUGGCAUGUCCGCUGAACCCAAACCCCCAGCCACUAACCGGUCAGCAAGAGCUCCUUCAGGACUUCUCAAAGAGGUUUUCCCCUGCGAUACGUGGAGUAGUGGAGUUCGCAAAACGCAUUCCUGGUUUCAACCUGCUGGCCCAGGACGACCAAGUGACCCUGUUAAAAGCCGGAGUGUUUGAAGUCCUUCUAGUAAGACUCGCGUGUAUGUUCGACGCCCAAACAAAUAGUAUGAUCUGUCUAAACGGGCAAGUGCUCAAAAGAGAUUCCAUCCACAACAGUAACGCGCGAUUCUUAAUGGACUCAAUGUUUGAUUUUGCCGAGCGCGUAAACUCAUUACGGCUUUCCGAUGCCGAAUUAGGACUUUUCUGUUCAGUGGUAGUGAUUGCGGCUGAUAGGCCGGGUUUGCGUAAUACUGAUCUUGUCGAGCGUAUGCAUAACAAACUCCGUAAUGCCCUCCAGACUGUUUUAGCGCAAAAUCACCCUCAGCAUCCGGAUAUUCUUCGCGAAUUGCUCAAAAAAAUUCCCGAUCUCAGAACUCUUAAUACUUUACACUCAGAAAAACUCCUUGCGUUUAAAAUGACUGAACAGCAGCAACAAUUGCAAGCUCAGCAGCAGCAACAGCAACAACAACAACAACAGCAGCAACAUCAUCAACAACAGCAGCAACAACAACAGCAGCAGCAGCAGCAGCAAUGGCCAAUGGAAGAAGAACCAACAGUUUCCUGGGGAUCUGCAUCGGACGUGACCCUAGACGAAGCGGUAAAAAGCCCUUUAGGAAGUGUCUCAAGCACCGAAAGCACUUGCAGCGGCGAAGUAGCUUCCCUAACCGAGUACCAUUCAACCCCGGGGCAUCACGCAUCAAGUGCGCCCCUUUUAGCAGCAACUUUAGCCGGUGGACUGUGUCCUCACCGGCGCCGCGCUAAUUCCGGAAGCACCAGUUCAGGUGACGACGAAUUACACCGCACUGCAAUGUCCAAAACUCCCCAACCGCCGCAAUGUCCGCGAUUUCGCAAACUGGAUUCGCCUAGCGACAGCGGAAUAGAAUCUGGCACUGAAAAAACUGAUAAGCCAGCAAGCAGCAGCGCUAGCAGCGCGCCCACUUCUGUUUGUUCGAGUCCCAGGUCAGAAGACAAAGAGGUCGAAGACAUGCCAGUGUUAAAAAGAGUCCUUCAGGCGCCUCCGCUUUACGAUACUAAUUCGCUGAUGGACGAAGCCUAUAAACCUCACAAAAAAUUCAGGGCGCUCAGGCAAAAGGACAGCGCUGAAGCAGAACCUGUUGUUGUUCAACACACCCAAUCUCAAUUGCAUUUACACCUUACCUCCCCCGCAAGGAGCCCUUCCGCGAGUCAAUGUCCCCAAACUGCAAGCUUGCUCAGCAGCACGCACUCGACUUUGGCUAAAAGCUUGAUGGAGGGGCCAAGAAUGACUGCUGAGCAGCUUAAACGGACUGAUAUUAUUCAUAACUAUAUUAUGCGCGGUGAAGCAAGUCCCAGGUCGCCAAAUUCAAGUCCCUCACCUGCGGAACAGUGCGCUUCUACUACUACCCUUGCAAGGUCGCCUUCGCAGAAUCAGGGGCUGCUUCAGUGCGCUACUGGGUACUCUAGGUGGCCUGCUACUUCGGUUAUUACCACUACUACCGGUAGGCAGCAGCAGCAGCAGCAGCAGCAACAACAACAACAUCAACAACAACAACAACAGCAGCAAAAUUCUAACUACCUCGUUAUUGGAACACCCGGGUCACCUAGAUAUCUUUCCGCUGCAGCAACGAGUACUAGCACGAGUCCCAGGCUGAAUUCUAGCAAUUCUACUACUUUAGUACUAUCAGGGUGUCCUAAUAAUAUGAUGGAGCUGCAAGUAGACAUUGCUGACAGUCAACAACCCUUAAAUUUGUCCAAAAAAUCGCCGUCCCCAUCGCCCAGACCUAUUGUUGGACAAUGCAAGGUUCUUUCUCUUGAAGCGUAGUCCUGUUAAUUUUUUUUGAUCCUACCUGUGAAAAAUUUAGUGUUUUUGUUGUGGAAAAAUUAAAAUUGUAUCAGUGCCAGGACGCUCUAAUUGCGCGUGACAAACCAAAUAAUUUAUUAUUUAAAAAUUAACUGAUAAUAAUUAUAAGAUAAUUAAUACGGAGGUAAUAUCUAAUCCGUGUGUGCCCCCCCACCUAUUUUAUAGUGCUAAAAGGAAGAUGGACACUUAAAGUGGCAUCGAUAAUUAUGUCUUAGAAAUCAGUCUAGAUAUUAAUUGAUUGAUAAUGUUGAAAUGAAUUUAAAAUAAAAUAUUCUAUGUGAUAAUCAUGAAUAUCGCGCAUCUUGUAUAGUAUCCAUCUCAUUCAUAAAUCAUUACUCUAUAAUAAUGUAAUUUUAAUUUCUAUUAUUUAAGAUAAUUAUUGUUAUUUUAAGAAUAAUUAUAUCCGUACAUUUAAAAUUUGUGUCUGUAAUAAUUAGACACAGUAUGAAUGUAAUUGUGCGAGUCGGGGCUAUUUGAAUUGGCAAAUUAUCUAAAGAGAAAUAUCAUUUUUUUUUGAGACUGAUUGGCUUUUUGGCCCUCCAGUUUGCAAUUACUGUACCUUUAUAUCAUGUAUCAUCGUAUUAGAUGAAUGAUUUAAUGAAAAUUUAAUUAAUAAUUAUUGAAUAUAAUACAGGAGUUAUUAAUCUUAAUGAAAUGUCCUGUUAUUUAGGGUGUUAGUUUGUAGGAAUUAUAUUAUUGUGGAUGUGUGAGAUAUUUUAGAGUGAUUUCUGAUGUACAUAUUUAAUGUAAGAUGUAGUU